This is a messenger RNA of Botrytis sinoallii, 690 nucleotides long. RefSeq lists its product as uncharacterized. Gene Ontology annotation, molecular function: iron ion binding; monooxygenase activity; oxidoreductase activity, acting on paired donors, with incorporation or reduction of molecular oxygen. The record is from RefSeq and is a predicted model, not a curated record. Bases 1 to 690 code for a protein of 229 amino acids. The transcript is spliced from 4 exons. Lineage: Eukaryota; Fungi; Ascomycota; Leotiomycetes; Helotiales; Sclerotiniaceae.
AUGAAAUCAAUACCGGUAGACUGGGUUAUUAAAGUUGCUGAUGAUGGUACAAAGGCCUUUUUCCGCUAUCUGAAGGAAACUACACAUGAUACGAAAGAGCUUUUAGCCGCAAUAGCUUUGUCUGAUCCAAAUGACAAGACUCCCCGCACUAUAGUCCACGAAAUUCUAGAGUCCAAGCUUCCAGCCAAAGACAAGAAGUUUGAACGUGUCUUUGACGACGUAGCUACAGUGACAGGAGCUGGUUUUGAGACAAUUGCUAGCGUUCUACGCUUAAUCAUUUUCCGCGUUUUCAACAAUCCUGAAAUCCUCGAUCGACUACGCAAGGAACUUUCGUCUGCCUCGAUCUCUCCUUCUGAUCUGGUCGAAGUAAAGACACUUGAGCAACUCCCAUACUUAUCAUCAAUAUUUAUGGAAGACCCAAUGCAUUUCAAUCCUGAGCGGUGGAUGGAUAUCGAUGUCCGAAGGAAGCACGACAAAACUUAUGCUCCCUUUUCGAGGGGAACGAGGAUUUGUCUCGGCAUGAAUCUCGUAUGGGCUGAGAUGUAUAUGCUUCUUGCCGCUCUUGUUCAACGAUUUGAUUUCCACUUUGAGGGCGUUGCUUCAAAGGACUUUAAAUGUGAGAGUGAUCAGUUCAUCAUUGGGACUAGUGGUAAGGGCGUCUUGAACGCUUUUGUCACUUCUUGUGAAUAA